Rhodamnia argentea is the source of this 1563-nucleotide messenger RNA. RefSeq names its product zinc finger AN1 and C2H2 domain-containing stress-associated protein 16. Bases 395 to 1288 code for a protein of 297 amino acids. NCBI's taxonomy places the organism in Eukaryota, Viridiplantae, Streptophyta, Magnoliopsida, Myrtales, Myrtaceae. Gene Ontology annotation, cellular component: cytoplasm. The record is from RefSeq and is a predicted model, not a curated record. Gene Ontology annotation, molecular function: zinc ion binding. The transcript is spliced from 2 exons.
GCGGAAAAAAGUAUAGCUGGAGAAGGGGGGAGAGGGAAAAAGGAGGAAAGCUCCCAGAAAUGGGGUCAAAGUCUGGAUUGUUUUAAGUCUCUCCUUGUCUUUUGUACGGCACGGCAAAACGUAGACCCGAUUCCUCCCAUCUCAGAAAGACCGGCCAACGACUUUCCGCUCGCUCUGUUUCGAUUCCCUCCCAUUCUUCACGCGGAUUUCUGGAAUUCCUAAGACCACCGAGCCGUCUUCUGUCUUAAAUUCCGCACGAAAAUCCGUCCGAAUCGAAGUCGCACGUUCGCUCUCGCAAAUUCCGAGGCCCUUCUGCUUCGACUAGAUUGCUUUUCGCCUCCGUUUCUGCGGGAAUCCUCGUUCCGGUCACGGUUUCGGAGCUCGUCGAUCUCCGAUGGGGACGCCGGAGUUUCCUGAUCUGGGAAAGCACUGCACCGUCGACGACUGCAAGCAGAUCGAUUUCCUUCCCUUCACUUGCGAUCGCUGCAAUCAGGUAUUCUGUCUGGAGCACCGGAGCUACGUCAAACAUCGAUGUCCGAAAGCUGAUAGGAAAGACGUCACAGUUGUUAUCUGUCCUCUCUGUGCAAAAGGUGUCCGGCUUAAUCCCGAUGUAGACCCAAACAUUACUUGGGAGUCCCACGUGAAUAUAGAGUGUGACCCCUCGAAUUAUGACAAAGUCACAAAGAAGAGAAAAUGCCCUGUACCUGGUUGCAGGGAGAUCCUUACAUUUUCGAACACAAUUAAGUGCAAAGACUGCACUUGGGAUCACUGCUUGAAGCACCGGUUUGGUCCAGACCACAAUUGUGCAGGUCCAAAAAAACUCGAGACUACUUUCCCCUUUGUCAAUUUUUUGAACAGGAGUAAAAAGGAAGUUUCAAAAUCAAGUGGAGCUCCAGCAACAUCUUCCAAGUGGACGGCGAGCAUUCUUAAUGCUGCUUCAACGGUUCGAGCCUCAACAGAAGCGGGCAUGGCAAAAUUGAGUAAUGAAUUAAACCGAGCAUUGCAAAUUGCGAAGGACGGGGCAGGGCAGAGUGGCAGCAGCGUUAGUGGGGGUGGUAGUGGAAGUGGAAGCAGGCAGCGAGAGGAGUGCCCACAGUGCGGUGCAAAGUUUUCAGAUGUGACAUCUCUCAUAGAACAUGUGGAAAAAGUCCAUGAGAGCAGCGGUAACCGCGCUCCUGUUCGAAAGGUCACAAUUGAUGUAUGCCCCAAGUGCAGUAGAGGAUUUCGUGAUCCCAUUGCUCUUGUGGAACAUGUUGAAAGGGAUCAUGGUGGUACUUCAACAGCUUAGUAAGCUAUUCUUUGUGAUGUUACAAAAGCGACAUGUCAAUGGCAGAUCUUUGGAGAUAAUUCUUUUCAUCGUUCAAUUAUUGGCGAAUGUUCAGUUUGUUUGAAUGCAGCGGACCUAUUUGUCUGAGGCCUCAUUCAUGACUAUUCCGCAAGUGUACAGAUAUCUGUGAGAGGAUGUGCAAGAGGAAAGGUGGAGUUGUGGGAAAAUAGAAAGAAUUUCAAGCUUUCUGAUUGUGAACCACUCUCUCUUAGUCAUGCAAACAACUCUUUGUUGUG